This is a messenger RNA of Aspergillus mulundensis, 615 nucleotides long. RefSeq lists its product as uncharacterized. Gene Ontology annotation, cellular component: membrane. Gene Ontology annotation, molecular function: transmembrane transporter activity. NCBI's taxonomy places the organism in Eukaryota, Fungi, Ascomycota, Eurotiomycetes, Eurotiales, Aspergillaceae. The transcript has 6 exons. The record is from RefSeq and is a predicted model, not a curated record. The coding region runs from base 1 to 615 and encodes 204 amino acids.
AUGCCCUUCGGUGCAAUCCAGCUCAUUGCGACUCUCGGUGGCGCGUGGCUGGCAACGAGGUACAAGACAAAAGGUGGUGUCGUCGCGCUUCUCUGCCUCCCUGCCAUUGCUGGCUGCGUGAUGUUGCUGGAGAUUCCUCGUGGCGACUCGCAUAAGGGACCACUGCUUGCUGGUUACUACAUUAUCUCCGUAUACCCUGGCAUAACACCCAUGAUCUACUCCUGGGCCGCCGCAAACACAGCGGGUGAGACCAAGAAGAAGGUCAUCAACGGUAUCCUGCUCGUCGGGCAGUGCGCCGGGAAUGUCGUCGGCCCAAACCUCUACACAACCGAAGAAGCCCCCCUGUACAGACGCGGCCUGCUUUCCAACCUGGCCAUGUUCUGCGUCCUCGUCGUGCUCUGCGCCCUGAAUAUGGCUUAUAUCUUCCUCCUCAACAAACGGCAAGAGAAGCGGCGCGUGGCCAUGGGUAAACCAGCCAAGAUCAUCGAUCUGUCAAUGCAGGCAGUCGGCGAGACGGAGAUCGACAGCAAGGACGAUGUGGUUCAGCGGGCAGAAGACAAUGCGUUCAAGGACCUGACGGACUUCGAGAACGAGGAUUUUGUGUAUGUUUACUAG